AUGAAGUUCUCAGCUGUCACCUUCAUGGCUGCUCUGGCCGCGGCUUCGCCUGCCAACAUCGUCACCGCCCGCAACGAGCUUGCUCUCCGCCAGGCCGCCGAGGCUUGCAACAUCGGCUACUGCACCCAAGGCGGAGGUACCACUGGUGGUGCCGGCGGCUCCAGUGUUACUGUCAAGACUGUUGAUGAGCUCGUUGCUGCCGCUAAGAAAGAGGGUCCCCUUACCAUCGUCAUCUCCGGUGCCAUUUCCGGCAGCGCCAAGGUCCGCGUGUCUUCUGACAAGACCAUCAUCGGAGAGAAGGGCAGCUCCCUCACCAACGUUGGUCUGUACGUCCGCCAGGUCAAGAACGUGAUUAUCCGCAACCUGAAGAUCGGCGGUGUCAAGGCCAGCAAUGGUGAUGCAAUUGGUAUCGAUGAGUCCACCAACGUCUGGGUUGACCACUGCGACCUUUCUGGUGACUUGAGCGGAGGCAAGGAUGACCUAGAUGGUCUCCUCGACAUCUCCCACGGUGCUGACUGGAUCACGGUCUCCAACGUUUACUUCCACGACCACUGGAAGGGAUCUCUGGUCGGUCACUCUGACAGCAACGGCAGCGAGGACAAGGGCAAACUUCACGUCACCUACGCCAACAACCACUGGACCAACAUCAACUCCCGUACUCCCCUUGUCCGCUUCGGUACCGUCCACGUCGUCAACUCUUACUACGACAAGCUCCUGCUCACCGGCAUCAACUCCCGCAUGGGCGCUCAGGUCCUCGUCCAGAGCACCGCCUUCAACAGCUGCCCUGCCGAGGCCAUCUUCUUCGCCGACUCUAAGGAGACCGGCUACGCCGUCGCUGAAGACGUCGACCUCGGUGGCUCCAAGAACUCUGUUCCCAAGGGAACUCUCACCUCUGCCUCGCUGCCUUACAAGAUUGCCGCUCUCGGCUCCGGCAAGGUUGCCGGUUCCGUUCCCGGCGCUGCUGGCCAAAAGUUGUAAUUGGAUCGUCAGCCGGUUUGGAUGUCGUAAUUAUGGUGGGAUGAACUGAAAUUUCUUUGUACAUACUUGACUCAGUAUAUGUGAGUGACGCCGCUGGUCUGUCGAUAUACGCCCCUAAUUUGCACAUAUGGGGUCAAACUGUUUGCCAGAGCUGGAUUAUUUGGAGGCAUUGUAUAUAAGUCUGCCGUUUACUUUGUAAACUGAACAGGAUUCUUCUCCCAACUUAAUCCCUAUUGCAGUCUGUAUAGGCGGU
This is a messenger RNA of Colletotrichum acutatum, 1231 nucleotides long. RefSeq names its product pectate lyase. The record is from RefSeq and is a predicted model, not a curated record. Bases 1 to 978 code for a protein of 325 amino acids. Gene Ontology annotation, molecular function: pectate lyase activity. The transcript has 3 exons. Lineage: Eukaryota; Fungi; Ascomycota; Sordariomycetes; Glomerellales; Glomerellaceae.